AGCGGAGCGGGCGAUGGAGGCCGUGGCGCGGGGUUCGGAGCCGCCCGGGGCCGCCAUGCGGAGCCGCGCUGAGGUGGACGCAACUCUGCAGACGGCCAAGCUGAACCCGGCGGAGCUGCUGCCGGCCGUGCACUGCCUCAGCUUCGGCCCUCAUGUCGGCAGCGGCGAGUGCUGCCUGCUGCAGCUGGAGCCGGGGCUCUGCGCCGAGCUGGAGGCGGGGCGCAGCCUAGUAAUCCGUGGUGAAAGGGAUGAACAUGCAGUGUUGUGCAGCAAAGACAAAACUUACGACAUGAAAAUAGCAGAUACCUCAAAUAUGCUGCUGUUUGUUCCUGGUUGCAAAACUCCAGAGGAGCUGAAUGCAGAUCCAGCAUCUUGUAAUAUUAUUCAUUCACAGAUUGCUGGUUUCUCCAAUAACUAUUGGGAAUUAAGGAGAUGUCGACCAAAACUGAAGAAACUGAGGAAGCUUUUAAUGGAAGAUCCAUAUGAAGGRCCUGAUAGUCAGAAAGAUCAGACUUCAACAUUUUCAAAGUAUACAACAGAAGAUUUGUUAAGUCUGAUCCAAGCAAGUGAGGAAGAAAUACUCCAGCAAUUGCAGGUUAUAGAUGCCUGCAAAAUUGACGGAUAUUGGAGAAUUCUAGACUUUGACUAUGAGAUGAAACUCUUGAAUCACGUGACUCAGCUAAUAGACUCAGAGUCCUGGCCUUUGAGUAAAGUUCCUUUAUGUCUUUGCCUUGAAGAACUUGGAUCUCUAGAACCCAAAGAGAUGAUAGAACACAUUCUUUUAAGCUAUGGCAGGAAAUACGUUGAUGAUGCAGGGGAGGUUUUCUUUGAAAUGCGUGAAGAUAAAAUAUGCAGAGCUAUAGCACGAAUGCUUUUGCAAAAUGCAGUUAAAUUCAAUCUAUCAGAGUUUGAAGAAGUCUGGCGGCAGAGUGUCCCUGAAGGGAUGACAACAAGGCUUGAUCAGCUUAAGGGCUUGGCUCUUGUGGAUARAAGUUCAAGACCAGAGACCAUCUUUCUGCUGAAAGUAGAAGACUUACCUGAAGACAAUCAGGAAAGAUUCAACAGCUUAUUUGGCAUACGGGAAAAGUGGACAGAAGUGGAUAUUACCCCUUACAUACAAGAUUUAUGUGCAGAGAAGCAGACUGUUGGUGCUCUACUGACAAAAUAUGCUCGUUCCUCAAUGCUGAAUGGUGUUAAAGUGUAUAAUUCUAGAAGACCCAUCUCAUAACAAGUAUUGUUUGAAGAACUGAGGGUACUGAAUGUAGUAACAAUCAAUGUUACUUGCUGCUGCCUUCUGGGGAAAAGAGUGGCUGACCAACAUUAUACAGUGUAGUUGAGUUUAAGCAGCUAAGCUACUUGAACCACUUCUGUUUUCUGCUCAGCUAAGGAGAGUGUGAGGGCAUUUGUGCCCUCUAAGGAACAAUAGUUCAGCUCACCUUCCUUUGCCUACCUUUGCCCAACUUCUUUUCCAUUUGUGUCUAGUUAAGCCAAGAGCCAAGCUACUUCUUGAAUACACUUAAUCUGUUUAUCUGUAAGUCUGAAAUGAAUACAGAAAACCACCUUGAUARUAUUUCAGUCAACUGAAUUGAUUUGAAUAGCAAAACGGAGUUUUUAGUCUUUUGCCCAUUGGUGAUCAUUCUUAAAGAUUCAGGUUUCAUUGCAGUGUUCACAUUUUGAGUAGCACAGACCUUAUCAAGCUCAUGACUAAAUCAUUCCCCAUUGAGACUAAACAAGUCUUGAUUUUGAAAAGUGGUUCUUUUUAAGGUCAUGUCUGUGAACACCAUUAGCACAAGCACCUGACACUUUAGUACUUGGCAGAAUGGCCUUUUGUAUGUUACAAAAAAACAAUUGUAAUGAAGUGUGAAUGUAAGAGAGUAGUUGAACAUUGUGUUACAAAUUUCCUAUAAACUGUCAUUAAAAUAUAGCUGAGAUAAAACUAAYGCUUCACAGAAGACAACUUGUGCUUUUUGAAAAAACACAACUUUGUAGUAAAAUUUUUUUAAGAACUUUGUUAUGGCAAAUAAAUGCACAUAGAAAUUGUGCCUUAAAAACUUACAGUAUAAUAUUGUUCUGUUUAGAGCAAUGAAACAGGAUUUUUUCUUAUUAUACUGUCAGGAAGUGGUAUGUGUACUUUUGUGCUUUUGAGAUGGUAGUUUUGUAAUUAUUAAAAAGGAUUUUUUGUAUGCCAGUAAAACAGAUUUUAAUACCAGGUAAUUUUCCUAUUUAUAUUUUAAACUUAACGAUUGUAGGUUAUUUGAUACAAAAAGCAUUUGCUUCAUCACACUCAGAUAUGAGGUAUGAAAUACCUUGGAACUGCCAGCAUUGCCGCUGUAGGGUGAGUGGGGAGAGAAACUCAUCCUAAAUCAGAUGUAACUCUUAAGAUGCACAUGUGCAUACUUAGAAUUGGGUUGAUUAAAAGCUGAAUAAAACGUUACUGAAUAAAAAUCCUGAGCUCCAUUUAUUGUUGCCCAGUGCUGCAAGGUCAGUGCCUUGUGUUCCACAUUGCUGGUGCAGGGGGGUGGUGUUUGACCAGCCGUACAAUGGUUCUCUGCUGGGAAAAGCUGCCUUGUUUGYUGUCUGGUUCCAACAAGUGCACUCGUCCAAUUGCACCAGAAGGUUCCCCCUCAGAGAUCAGUGGUAAUAUGAAUGGAAAAACCUUGGAAAUUCCUUCCCUUGUAUCACAGAAGGCUCCUUAGCUGAAAUACACAACACACUUGAUACUUCGUAGCCUGUGGUCCAAGUUUAUAUUUAUAUAGGGGUUUCUUAGUAAAAUAAGAAAUUAAGUAUUUCAUAAAUAGCGCUUCUCACAGCAGCGCGAAGAGUUUGUGUAAAUUAAUUGUAUGUGUUACCAUUCUGUGUGUUCAGUG
Malurus melanocephalus (red-backed fairy wren) is the source of this 2867-nucleotide messenger RNA. RefSeq names its product DNA replication and sister chromatid cohesion 1 (gene DSCC1). Gene Ontology annotation, biological process: mitotic sister chromatid cohesion; maintenance of mitotic sister chromatid cohesion. The record is from RefSeq and is a predicted model, not a curated record. Lineage: Eukaryota; Metazoa; Chordata; Aves; Passeriformes; Maluridae. Gene Ontology annotation, cellular component: nucleus; chromosome, centromeric region; chromatin. Bases 14 to 1228 code for a protein of 404 amino acids. The transcript is spliced from 9 exons.